Diospyros lotus (date-plum) is the source of this 4190-nucleotide messenger RNA. RefSeq names its product structural maintenance of chromosomes protein 1. NCBI's taxonomy places the organism in Eukaryota, Viridiplantae, Streptophyta, Magnoliopsida, Ericales, Ebenaceae. Gene Ontology annotation, biological process: sister chromatid cohesion. The record is from RefSeq and is a predicted model, not a curated record. The transcript has 18 exons. Gene Ontology annotation, cellular component: chromosome; nucleus; cohesin complex. Gene Ontology annotation, molecular function: ATP hydrolysis activity; protein binding; ATP binding. The coding region runs from base 242 to 3955 and encodes 1237 amino acids.
UCUGCUGCUGCCGCCACUUGUUUGCGCUCGUCCUCGCUGUUAAACUCGCGAAUGGCAACUAGCGAACUCGCCCCGUAAAUUCUUCCAAAGCCAAACCCCCCGCCAUUUCUUCAAACCCUCAAAGCGCUUCUUCAACUCUCAAAUCCCUUCAAAACACAUCGAAUCCCCGACUUCUUUGUUUCCUCUGUUCCGAAACCCUAUCCUCCCGCUCUAGGGCUUAGGGUUCCGAACCAGCUAGGCCAUGCCGUCCCUUUCCUCCCCCGGCAGAAUCCUCCGACUCGAACUCGAGAACUUCAAGUCCUACAAAGGCCUCCAAACAAUUGGCCCCUUCUACAAUUUCACGGCCAUCAUUGGCCCCAAUGGCGCCGGCAAGUCCAACCUCAUGGACGCCAUCAGCUUCGUCCUCGGCGUCCGCACCGGCCAGCUCCGGGGCUCCCAGUUGAAGGACUUGAUCUACGCCUUCGACGACCGAGAGAAGGACCAGAAGGGAAGGAGGGCGUUCGUCAGGCUGGUCUACCAGUUAGGCAACGGGACUGAAAUUCAGUUCACACGCGCUAUCACGAGCUCCGGCGGGAGUGAGUACCGGAUUGACGGCAGGGUCGUGAAUUGGGACGAGUACAAUGCUAAGUUGAAGUCUCUGGGCAUUCUGGUCAAGGCUCGCAAUUUUCUAGUUUUUCAGGGUGAUGUGGAGUCAAUUGCAUCUAAAAAUCCCAAAGAACUUACUGCACUUCUUGAACAAAUCUCGGGAUCUGAAGAACUUAAGGGUGAUUAUGAGAGACUUGAAGAACAGAAAGGCAGAGCUGAAGAAAAAUCAGCACUUGUCUAUCAGAAGAAAAGGACAAUUGUGUUGGAGAGGAAGCAAAAGAAAGAACAGAAAGAAGAGGCUGAAAAACAUCUUCGCUUACAAGAGCAAUUGAAAGCUCUGAAGAAGGAACACUUUUUAUGGCAACUAUGGAAUAUAGAGAAGGACACUGAGAAGGCUAAUGAGGACGUGGACACUGAUAAGAGGAGCCGUGAAGAGCUUGUGCAGGAAGUAACAGAUUAUGAGCGAGAGGCGAGCAUAAAGAAGAAAGAACAGGCUAAAUAUUUAAAAGAAAUUGCACUGUGUGAAAAGAAGAUUGCUGAGAAAAAUAGCCGACUUGAUAAGAAUCAACCCGAGCUUGUAAAAUUAAAAGAGGAGAUGUCUCGCAUUGGCUCAAAAAUCAAAAGCAAUGAGAAGGAGCUUAAGAAAAAGAAAGAAGAAAGGAAGAGGCAUGCAGAUGAAAUAAAAAAGCUGCAGAAUGACUUGCAGGAUCUGACUAAACGAUUGGAAGAAGUACGUGAAAAGGCUCAAGAUGGUGGUGAAAAACUUCGGCUUGCAGACAGUCAAUUAGAGAUAUACCAUAGAAUAAAGGAGGAAGCUGGCAUGAAAACUGCUAAGCUAAGGGAUGAGAAAGAAGUUCAGGAUAGGCAACAGCAUGCAGAUAUUGAAGCUCAAAAGAAUUUGGAAGAAAAUCUGCAACAGCUUGAAAAUAGGAAGCAAGAAUUGGAGUUGCAAGAGGAACAGAUGCAAGCAAGACUAAAAAAGAUUGUCGAUUCUGUUGGAAAACACAAGGAAGAACUUUCUCGAGUUAGAAAGGAACAGCGAGAGAUGAAAGAAAAACUUGGAAAUUCAAGGCGCAAAUAUGAAAUGUUGAAGACUAAGAUUAGUGAAGUUGAAAAUCAACUACGUGAAUUGAAGGCUGACAGAUACGAAAAUGAGAGGGAUGCCAAGUUGUCUGAAGCAGUUGAGACUCUCAAGAGCUUGUUUCCAAGUGUCCAUGGUCGUAUGACUGAUCUUUGCAGACCAACUCAGAAGAAGUAUAACCUUGCUGUAACUGUGGCUAUGGGUAAAUUUAUGGAUGCAGUAGUGGUUGAGGAUGAACAUACAGGAAAGGAAUGCAUCAAGUAUCUGAAAGAGCGGCGGCUUCCUCCUCUGACAUUUAUACCUCUUCAGUCAGUCCGCAUAAAGCCAAUUAUUGAGAGAUUGCGCACCUUGCGUGGAACUGCAAAGCUGGUCUUUGAUGUUAUUCAGUUUGAUCCGGCUCUGGAGAGGGCCAUUAUGUUUGCUGUUGGGAAUACCUUAGUUUGUGAUGAUCUUAAUGAAGCUAAAACUCUGAGUUGGAGCGGAGAGCGGUUUAAAGUUGUGACUGUUGAUGGGACUUUGCUAACAAAGUCUGGUACAAUGACUGGUGGUACAAGCGGUGGAAUGGAAGCAAGGUCCCAUAAAUGGGAUGAUAAAAAAAUUGAAGGACUUAAAAAGAAGAAAGAGGGGUUUGAAUUAGAAUUGGAUGAGCUUGGGUCAAUUAGAGAGAUGCAGCUGAAAGAGUCUGAAGCAUCUGGAAAAAUUAGUGGACUUGAAAAGAAAAUUCAGUAUGCAGAAAUUGAGAAGCUUCUAUUAUUGAUGGAUCUUAUUGUACAAGUGGUUGACAAGAGAAUUUUGUUGCAGAAAAGUAUUGAGGAUAAACUUUUAAAAUUGAAGCAAGAAAGGGAUAACAUCAAAGAAGAAAUACAUCGGAUUAGUCCAGAGCUUCGUAAGUUAAAAAGUGUUAUCACUGAGAGGAGUUCUAAGAUCUCAUCACUAGAGAAGAGGAUCAAUGAGAUUGUUGAUCGGACCUACAAGAAAUUUAGUGAGUCUGUUGGGGUGAAGAAUAUUCGGGAGUAUGAAGAAAACCAGCUCAAGGCUGCUGAGGAGAUGAGUGAAGAAUUGCUUAGUUUGAGAAAUCAGCAUUCAAAGUUGAAGUACCAGUUGGAGUAUGAGCAAAAGCGGGACAUGGAUUCACGAAUUACGAAGUUGGAAUCUUCUCUCAAUGCUUUAAGAAAUGCCUUAAAGGAGAUUGAGUCUAAAGAGGAUGAACUUAAGUCAGCAAUGGGCAAAUCUACCGAUGACAUUGAUCGUUUGAAGGAGGAAGUAAAGGACUGGAAAUCCAAGUCAGAAGACUGUGAUAAGGAUAUACAGGAAUGGAAGAAGAAAAUUUCUAAUGCUACAACAAGCAUAAGCAAACUGAAUCGUCAAAUAAAGUCAAAGGAGACACAACUUGAGCUACUGAACUCAAAGAAGCAAGAGAUUUUCGAGAAGUGUGAGCUGGAGGGCAUAAUCCUUCCCAUUAUCUCUGACCCCAUGGAUACUGACUCCUCUACACCUGGCCCAGUUCUUGAUUUUAGUCAGCUAAGUAGAUCUCAUCUGCAGGAAAAGAGACCUUCUCACAGGGAGAAGCUUGAGGCUGAAUUUACACAAAAAAUUGGUUCCCUAAUAUCAGAAAUUGAAAGAACAACUCCAAAUCUUAAGGCCCUGGAUCAAUAUGAGGCUCUGUUGGAGAAGGAAAGAGCUGUAACAGAAGAGUUUGAAGAUGCCAGGAAAGAAGAGAAAGAAAUAGCUGACAACUAUAAUUCUGUGAAGCAAAGAAGGUAUGACUUGUUUAUGGAAGCUUUCAAUCAUAUUUCUGGUAAUAUUGACAAAAUCUACAAACAACUCACAAAGAGUAGCACACACCAGCUUGGUGGAACGGCAUAUUUGAAUUUGGACAAUGAGGAUGAACCAUUCUUACAUGGUAUCAAAUAUACAGCCAUGCCCCCAACAAAGCGCUUCCGUGAUAUGGAACAGCUAUCUGGUGGGGAGAAGACUGUUGCUGCUCUGGCAUUACUUUUCUCCAUACACAGUUAUAGGCCAUCGCCGUUCUUUAUAUUGGAUGAAGUUGAUGCUGCAUUAGACAAUUUGAAUGUCGCGAAGGUGGCUGGGUUCAUCCGAUCAAAGUCAUGCGAAGGAGCUCGAGGUAAUCAAGAGAUCGAGGGUGGAAUCGGGUUCCAGAGUAUUGUGAUAUCCCUCAAGGAUACCUUCUAUGACAAAGCAGAAGCUCUGGUCGGGGUGUACAGGGAUUCCGAGAGAAGUUGCUCGAGAACUCUAACAUUUGACUUGACCAAGUUCCGGGAAUCCUAACGGUUGGUUGCAGCAGCAGUAUCCUCCUGUAACUUUGGAUGAGAUGUGCUGUUUAAAUUGUAAUUACAAGGAGACUUGGGUUUUAAUUAGAUAGACUUUGUUUCAGCUCUAGAGCUUGUAAAAAAUCGUAGGUGAUGAUGAUGUAUUUAGUUUUGCUUGCAUUCACUACUAGCAUUGUUGGAACUGGGUUUGGAAGGCCAAAGCGGCUUAUUAGUAUAAUUGUUCGUUGCUUCUC